Molecule: messenger RNA, 212 nt
Organism: Cetraspora pellucida
Lineage: Eukaryota; Fungi; Glomeromycota; Glomeromycetes; Diversisporales; Gigasporaceae
Source: the annotation of a GenBank genome assembly
AAAUUGUCGAAGAAAGUAAUGAUAAUAUACAACAAAUAUUAACUGAUAAUUUAAAUAUUAAUCGAAUUGUUGAUUUAUUAUUACCUGAGUUUUUAUCUACCAAUAACAUUUUAUUUGAAUCAGCUAUUAAUAGAUUAUCUUUAUAUGAAAGGGGUUAUAAUUCAGAAAAUAGAGAAUACGAUUCUAUUAAUUUAGCACAACAAAUAAUAGAU